AUGCCAUACUCAAAAAUGGAAAAGGUCGAUAUAGAAGACCCGUUUGAGAGCCACGGGCUCUUAGGACAGAAUGACCUCAUCGCCUGUAAAGGAGCAGAAAUCGCGACCAAAGUGCGGCGACGGAUCUUUUGGGUACUGUCCGUGGGCAAUGUGAUCUUAUUCCUCGUUUCGAUUUUCAUGGUCUCUUUUUCCUGGAAAACUCGGCGCUUUGUGUUUAGAAACGGGGGGAACGUAUUACUGAAGGAGAUCGACGCAUAUUCACCCGUAUAUGACCAAGUACAAGUCCCUCUCGUCGAUGCCACCAUCAACGGCUCGCUUCUGAACCGCGAGUCUUCCAUAUAUCGCCAGCCCCCAUCUUUCGAAGUAGACGCGGCAUGGGAGCGUAUCACGCACCAGUUCCCCCACGCCAUCAGCUCCAAAGACGUGAGGCGCCUCGGUAAAGACCCCAGCAAGACGGCCAAAUGGCCAGAGGACUGGGGAUUCGGCCCGGACGCCCACAUUGCCGAACUCGACAUUAUCCACACGGUGCACUGUCUCAACGCCGUCCGGCGCGACGUUCACUGGCGGCACUAUUUUGCAGACCGGUACCCCGACGGCGACUUUCCAGAGCUGCACCGCGUGCACACUGAUCACUGCAUCUACAUUAUUCUGCAAAACCUAAUGUGCAGCGCAAAUGGAGACGUCAUUACCAAUGUCUGGGUGGAGGGGCAGUCGCACCCGUUUCCGGACUUCAACGUGCACAAAAAGUGCCGUGAUUACGAGACAUUUGUGGAUUGGCACCAUAAGACGCAGAUUACGGACAUGGAAGGAUAUGAGAAGAUGAGGGCGCCCGAAAGAGCAUUUAAGUGGCCAAUGUCGCAAGAGUUUCACGAUUUGUUCCAGACUGGCCUGACGGGGGGGAGCAUCAAAGAUGCAUCUCUCUUAGACUAG
Molecule: messenger RNA, 930 nt
Organism: Akanthomyces muscarius
Lineage: Eukaryota; Fungi; Ascomycota; Sordariomycetes; Hypocreales; Cordycipitaceae
Exons: 2
Coding region: 1-930 (309 amino acids)
Biological process (GO): mycotoxin biosynthetic process
Source: RefSeq, a predicted model, not a curated record